AACACAGUCUGGUUGGGGGGAGGGGGGGCAGGCCGCGCACUGUGCAUACUCCCAUUCUUUUCUUUUUCCUUCUAGUUCCAUACUCUAUUGUAACAAUGUUUCGCUCUAUUCAACGCUUAGCUGUCUUAUCCAACACACGUAUUUUAUCUCGCGGUGAAUUCUUGCACAAAAAGAGUGCACUGCGUGCAUUUUCCGGCUUAAACACACUUCAACCAGCCUCCUUGAAUUUAAAACGUCAAGGUGCUAUCUUCAACUAUGGAUUUCAUACACUCUCACCAUGCUUUGAACAAGAGCAAAAAAUCUCAAAAGAAGAGGAAGAAGCGAUCGAUCCUAACCAUAAAAUGUUGAUUGGCUUCACAUGUAAAGUCUGUCAAGAUCGUUCGCAUCACGUCAUGUCAAAACACUCAUAUACCAAGGGAGUGGUGUUGAUCCAAUGUCCUGGAUGUAAGAACCGUCACUUGAUUGCCGAUAAUUUAGGUUGGUUCAGAGAUAGCAAGACAACCAUUGAGGAUCUUGUCAAGGAAAAGGGUGAGGCCAUUCGACAUGUCGUUGUGGACGAAGCCGGUGUUGAAAAAAUGGGCGAUUUAAUGGAAUGGUUGCCAGAGAUUGCACAUGAGGAAAAAGUGAAAAAGGCAGAAGCAAAGAUAAAGGCUGACGAAUUAAAGGAAUCACAAAAGGAAGAAUAGACUGUUUUUUUUUAUUAUGUGCUUGAAAUGUAUUUGAAAUAAACAAACGUAAACACUGCCAUGAAUAA
This is a messenger RNA of Mucor mucedo, 754 nucleotides long. RefSeq names its product DNL zinc finger-domain-containing protein. The record is from RefSeq and is a predicted model, not a curated record. The transcript has a single exon. Gene Ontology annotation, cellular component: mitochondrion. NCBI's taxonomy places the organism in Eukaryota, Fungi, Mucoromycota, Mucoromycetes, Mucorales, Mucoraceae. Gene Ontology annotation, biological process: protein import into mitochondrial matrix; protein stabilization; protein folding. Gene Ontology annotation, molecular function: protein-folding chaperone binding; zinc ion binding. Bases 96 to 686 code for a protein of 196 amino acids.